Nipponia nippon (crested ibis) is the source of this 756-nucleotide messenger RNA. The record is from RefSeq and is a predicted model, not a curated record. Lineage: Eukaryota; Metazoa; Chordata; Aves; Pelecaniformes; Threskiornithidae.
AUGUCGGCGAAGACGGCGGAGCAGCGCUCGCCCGGCCGCAGCUUCGAGACGCUGCGGGUGACGCCGGAGCGGGACCACGUCCUGCACGUGGAGCUCCACCGCCCCGAGAAGAGGAACGCCAUGAACGCGGCGUUCUGGAGGAGCACUGCGGGUGCCUCAGCCGUGGCUGGGGGGGUCCUGCCCCCCCGCUGGGAUCCGGGGACGGCUGGUGACGGCACGGCCCCGGCAGGGAUUGACCUGGUGGAGAUGGGCAGCGAGUUCCUGGCGGUGGAGGGUGAGGACGUGGCCAGGAAGGCCUGGAACCUGCGGCGGAAGAUCUGCGAGUACCAGGAGACCUUCUCGGUGCUGGAGAAGGGUCUUUUCCCGGCAGGCGUCGACCUCAUCUCCGCCUGCGACAUCCGCUACUGCGCCCAGGACGCCUGGUUCCAGGUGAAGGAGGUGGACAUCGGGCUGGCCCGCAAGAUGAUGGCCCCCGAAGCCCAGAGCUGCGGCUUGGUGAGCCGGGUGUUCCCCGAUAAGGAGACGCUGCUGCGGGGAGCUCUGGAGGUGGCCGCCGCCAUCGCGGCCCGGAGCCCCGUGGCCGUGCAGGGCACCAAGGUGAACCUGGUCUACUCGCGGGACCACCCCGUCCCCGAGAGCCUCCGCUACAUGGCCACCUGGAACAUGAGCAUGCUGCAGACCGAGGACAUCCUCAAGUCGGCGCAGGCGGCGAUGGAGAAGAAGGGCCCCGAGGACAUCCCCUUCUCCAAGCUGUAG